Physella acuta is the source of this 1924-nucleotide messenger RNA. Its product is annotated as neurogenic locus notch homolog protein 1-like. NCBI's taxonomy places the organism in Eukaryota, Metazoa, Mollusca, Gastropoda, Physidae. The record is from RefSeq and is a predicted model, not a curated record. Gene Ontology annotation, cellular component: extracellular region. Gene Ontology annotation, molecular function: peptidase inhibitor activity.
AACACGUCAUCAGCUGCUUACAUCUAUAAAUAUCUAGACAGAAGUUGUGUCCCCUGUAUUCUAUGCUUAUUCACGAACGAGAACAGAAGUUUUAAAAUGAUACAGAUUUUAUUAGUAAUUAUUGCAUUAAUAGCUGAGCUACCUCAGGUUAACAGUUUAGGACGGGACCCAUGUGAAAACUACGGCUGUCAGAAUGGAGGUUCCUGUAUGGCACCAUACGAUGCCCCAUACUGUGUAUGUCCUGAUGGGUUUAAUGGACAGUAUUGCGAAACAGCCUCGAACACAGACCUGUCAAGCCUGUGUUCUCUCAUUGACUGCAUGCCUAACUUCACCUGCAGACCUGUGGCCGUCUGCUCCAACUGCACACCUGUGGCACAGUGUUUACCUUUGACGUCAGUAGGAGAAGGUAUAGACAUUGAGUGCAACAGACAGAGAUACCUACAGGUCCUACUUGAGACCUCCGACAACACGUCCUACAGCCAGGUCAAGUGUAGAGGACCUCUGGCCACUCGGGACUGUCCGCAGGGCUCAGUGUGUGUGGACGACCUGAGGGGUGGGGGAACCUGUUGCUUCGGCAAACCCGACCCAGUAGAGAAGCCUGGGACCUGUCCGGCUGUAGAGGAGGAUUCAGUCAGCAUAUGUGGAGGAAAUAUUUGUAUGGAAGACCUGGAAUGCCCAGGUGAACAGAAGUGCUGCGACCACGCAUGCGGCAGCAAACUGUGUACGGCACCUGUAAUUGUCAUGUCAAGUCAGUGUCCUGACGGAUGUCCGGAGGGAUACUCAUGUGAGAUGAGACCAUUGCCAUGUCCAGUCGACGGUAUGUGUAUCCAAAGGAUGGUCUACGUAUGUGUUCAGAUUACCGACCCAUGCGGCGGCUGUCUUGAAAACCAGGUGUGUAUCGACACAGGCCGCAGGUGUGUCACCACACAGUGUCCUACCUACCAGUGUGUGGAGAACAAUACCUGUGGUGGAUGUCCUAGAGGACAAAAAUGUGAACAGGUGUAUCCGCCAUGCGCGCCACCUAUGUGUGAAACUGAGGACAACUGUAUACAGCCAGAAUGUAAACCAAUAAACACAUGUGUUGUUGAUACGACAUUUACAGACGAGUGUGGUGGAUGUCCAGACGGUCAAGAAUGUGUGUCUACUGGUAUCGUGUGUACAAAAGCUCCAUGUCCGAGUUUUCAGUGUGUGGACAAAACUAUAGACAAGUUUGUUAACUCGUGUUCCGAGUGCUCACCAAAUGAAGACUGUAUCCCAUCUGGUACUGAAUGCUUCACGACCCCCUGCCCGAGCCUCAAAUGUGUAGCCAAAACAACAACUACCCCUACAGAACCACCCGCAGUCUGUAACCGCCAAUGCAGGAAAGGCUACACCUGCGUCCUGCGAGAACCACCCUGCAAGAAACGAAACUGCGACCGUGGGCCAGUUCCCACCUGCGUCCGAGAGGUUCCCCAGCUGGCGAGCUGUGCCAAACCUGGUCAUAUCUACAACAGAAAUUCCUUCAUGUGUAAGGGGGAGUUUCUGAACCGAAGGUGUGACAGUGAUGCGGACUGCGAUGCUUACAGAAACCAAAGAUGUUGUCCUGAUAGUUGCAACAGAAGAGUGUGUACUACAGUCCCACGUUUAAAUUAACUCAGGCGGCAAAACAGAUGGUUUGGAAACUGUAUUAAGUCUAGGUUAAAUGAAAACAAUUUGUAUCAUUGCCUCAGGCAUGCCAUGUAAUUUACAGUGUCAGUUUGCCUUGCCAUGUUCGUUUUAAUUUAUAGUUUUUAUCAUGUUUGUGAGGACUGAUAAAGGUUUACAUUAAAAUUGUAAAACUUUUAUUUCUUACAAGUAAAAAAAAAUGAAUUCAUGUGAAAUCCAAUUUGACAACAAGAAAAUAUUUACACCUUCUAAAUAUUAGUAAAAAUAAAAAUAUAUAUUC